GCUAUUGCAUUUUGCCAAAUAAAAAAACCUCGUGAAAAGCGCGGCAUCGUAUUUUGGCAGGAAAAGAAAAGGAAAGAAAAUCGGAGAGAUAUAAUGGGCAGCAUAUCAACAACAGCAUCAGUAGGGUCUCGUAUAAAUUGUUUGACAAGAGUCUUCCUUUCUUCUUCUUCUUCUUCUUCUUCUUCUCCUUCUACAAAACCCAAAACCUUUGCUUCAAUGUCUUCUUCUUACCACAAAGAACUCGCUGCUGCCAAGAAAGCCGCCUCUCUCGCUGCUCGACUCUGCCAGAAGGUGCAAAAAGCACUCGUACAGUCAGAUGUCCAAUCAAAAUCUGAUAAAAGUCCUGUCACAAUAGCAGAUUAUGGUUCACAAGCAGUGGUUAGCUUUGUGCUAGAGAAGGAACUUCCUUCUGAGUCAUUCUCAUUAGUGGCAGAGGAGGAUUCAGUAGAUCUUCGAAAGGAAGAAGGCCAUGAAAUCCUGCAACGCAUUACAAAGCUUGUGAAUGACACUCUUGUCACUGAUGGAACAUACAGCGCUUCUCCUUUAUCUGCAGAAGAUGUGCUUGCUGCCAUUGACAGUGGCAAAUCUGAAGGAGGUCCUCAUGGUCGGCAUUGGGUUUUGGAUCCUAUAGAUGGCACUAAAGGGUUUUUGAGAGGAGACCAAUAUGCAAUUGCACUGGCAUUACUAGAUGAAGGGAAAGUUGUGUUGGGUGUCCUGGGUUGUCCUAAUCUUCCUUUAGCACCUAUUGGUAGCCAUGAUCAACAUUCUUCUAACGACAAAGUUGGUUGCCUUUUCUCUGCUGAAGUUGGGGCUGGAACUGAAAUGCAAUCUCUAGAUGGCUCGUUGCCUGUCAAGGUGCAUGUCAGUGCUACAGAAAACCCUGAAGAAGCUUCAUUCUUUGAAUCAUUUGAAGCGGCACAUUCACUGCAUGACUUAUCUAGCACUAUAGCCAAGAAACUGGGUGUCAAAGCUCCACCUGUUAGAAUUGAUAGCCAGGCAAAGUAUGGUGCUCUGUCCAGAGGAGAUGGAGCAAUAUACCUGCGUUUUCCUCAUAAAGGAUACCGUGAAAAAAUAUGGGACCAUGCAGCUGGAGCUAUUGUUGUGACAGAAGCCGGGGGUGUUGUCAGCGAUGCUGCUGGAAACCCUUUGGAUUUUUCCAAAGGCAGAUAUCUUGAUCUUGACACUGGCAUAAUUGUUACCAAUCAGAAGUUGAUGCCUUUGCUCUUGAAGGCAGUCAGAGAAUCUCUUGAUGAGAAAGCUUAAUCCUUAUGAUUUUAUUGUUUUGUUUGCCCUUUCUUUUCUUCAUUGUGAUAUUUCUAUUGCCUUAAACGAGCAUCCGAGGUUAUGUUUGAGUUAAGGAUUUGUUGAGAAAAGGAAAAGGCAAGAGAAAUGGAAUUACUUGUGCUUAAUCGUUUUUCUAUGAGAAAAAAUAAAAAGUAUCCUCUUUGAAAUUUUAUUAA
Camellia sinensis is the source of this 1460-nucleotide messenger RNA. RefSeq names its product SAL1 phosphatase-like protein (gene SAL1). Gene Ontology annotation, biological process: phosphatidylinositol phosphate biosynthetic process; sulfate assimilation. The record is from RefSeq and is a predicted model, not a curated record. Gene Ontology annotation, molecular function: 3'(2'),5'-bisphosphate nucleotidase activity. NCBI's taxonomy places the organism in Eukaryota, Viridiplantae, Streptophyta, Magnoliopsida, Ericales, Theaceae.